CAAGACUUUUCUGGCGGUCAGUUGGCCGUAACUGGUCAGUCUCUGAUCUGUGAUUUCUGUGCCAAUAAUUUGUCUGUAUUUGUAACGAUUGAUGAUAGGUUACAGCCUUACAUAUUCAGGAUGACUAGAAUUGAUCCCUCCUGUGUUUGAUUUGAUGGAGUACAGAUGGAUUUCAUUUUAUGCCAACAAACAACGAAUGCUUGACAGGACAUGGACAGGGUUUCUUACUUGGAAGUCGUCCGCAUGUUUAAAAAAAUAAUAUUGACAAGUGGCGGUCUGUCUUGUAUUCCCCUAAUACUGCACAGUCCACCAUCAACAUAAAUUGUGUGUCUGGAUGCGUUUGGAAUAUUUUUAUUGUGUGUAUGUUUUUUAGUGAAAAUGAUAAAGGAAAAUAAGCCUCAUCGGCAUUUUUCUACAAUGAAUGGCCGUGGUGAUAUCCAUUCAAAAUGUGCAUCUCUGAAAUCGUCCGAGUCCUGUACUGCAAACUUUCUAAAGAGAUAUGGCAAUCAAAAAUUCCGGACUAGAAAGUUCAACCUAAACAUGUACUGGUACGGAUCAUUGUAUCGUAGACUGAAUAGGUGGGAGCGUACCUGGAGCUUACAUCACAAUCCCAUAUAUGAUUCCGAAAAUACCUACCUUAGUUUUGCCAACCCCAACUAUCAAUUUGAAGACCGUAUGAACUCUAACAUGAAGAAGAGUGGCAGUGAGGACAGAGAUUCCUGUAUCUAUGACGACGUCGACGACAUCAGUACACUGUCCCUGCUCGACCAGAAAUCCAACAAAAAUGAAACUACAAAAACUCCCAAUAAAAACUAUACCCCAGAGAAGAAACGUCUCCUCUCUGAUUCUUCCAGUGAAAAUCUGAGCUCUUCAGAAGAGGAGGAAGACUUGUCUAGUGACGAAGACAAUGAAAAUGAGUACAUCACAAUGUAUGAAACUAAAAAGCUGACAGAAGAUUUGAACCGAGCCAACGAGAAAGACUCGGCACAGAAGGAGGCAAACGAUAAAGUAGGGAAGAAGAACCGAGGAUUUCUGGGAUAUUAUAGCAUGCUGGAGUCAAAGGCCAGAGAAAAGCAUGUUAACAAUAUCCUCAGUCCUGACACGGAGGAUGAACCUGAGAGCGCCAUGACAACCCCGAGUGUUGAAAACCUCCGCAAACUGAAGUUCGACUUGAACUCUCCCGAUUCCAAUGACAGUGGGAUUCAGUCGGAUGCACGAUCUGAUGACGGCUCGCAUCAUCAUGGCUCCAUCAAUGACAACAUGUAUGCACUGUCUAAUAAGACGCCAUUGUCGACUAGUUCGUCUAUGUCUGCCAGUACCUCCAGCUCCAUUGAGGAGAAGGAGGACAGCAAGGAAGAUGAGCAGACACCCACAGGGGAAAACGACAAGGAUACCACAGUGCUUCCUGCCGGGUGGGAGAAGUGUGAAGAUGAAGACGGACCGUACUAUUGGCACGUCAAGAGUGGAACCAUCCAGAGGGAGCCACCGUCUCCUGCCCCACCGGAGACCAAACCAACGACCUUGAGAUCAAUAUCUGUCAACAGUGAUAGCAGCACCCUGUCGGGAACGAGUACAAGUUCGGUGGUGUCCACACCCUCCAGUAUUAACUCUAACACAGAGGAACAUCUAAAGACAUUUGAGGGCCACGCCCUUCAGUAUGCUGCCAAGUCUCUCCAGUCCCUCUCUUCUGGGAAUCUCCAAAUUCAGUCCCCUGAGCCUCCUGCGGAAAAGGCCAUGCGGUUCGCCGUACGGUCCCUGGGAUGGGUGCGUAUUGCCGAGGAGGAUUUGACCCCCGAGAGGAGCAGCAGGGCGGUCAACAAAUGUAUUGUUGAUCUGUCACUUGGGCGUAACGAUAUCAACGAUGUGGUCGGGCGUUGGGGAGAUGGUAAGGACUUAUACCUGGACCUUGAUCGGCACAGUCUCAGACUGGUGGACACCCAGGAUUUCUCCACGCUUAACUCACAACCGAUCCAGUCCAUCAGGGUCUGGGGGGUCGGCCGUGAUAAUGGCAGAGAAAGGGACUUUGCAUACGUGGCCCGUGAGAAACAGACUAAGAAACACAUGUGUCAUGUUUUCCGCUGUGACACACCUGCACGACAAAUCGCCAACUGCCUGCGUGAUAUCUGCAAGAAGAUAAUGAUGGAGCGUCGUCUACAGGAGAAUGCAGUCGUACAACGUCUCAGUCGUCCCACAGACCUGCCAAACCUGGGCAAAUCUUCAGAACCUAAUGGGCAGAAACUGUCCUUUCAGUCCCUGUAUAACAAUGCCUCCUUCCCGACCCCGAUGGAAGAGCCAAAGAAGAUCAUCCGCUGUCACUAUAUCGGCCUGGAGUGUGUCACUAGACCGACAGGCACAGAGAUAAUUAAUGGCGCUAUCGACGCUGCACUCAUGAGAGUUCCACCUGAAAAAUGGCUGUUUGUCAACGUGAAUAUUGCUCCCUCAACCAUCACCAUCUCAGAGCAUGGGAAACCUGAGAACAAAAUUGAUGAGUGUCGGGUGAGGUACCUGUCCUUCAUGGGAAUAUCUGUAACCAAUCCAAAGGUGUGUGCGUUCAUCAAUCAUGGUGCCGAGGACCAGUUCUAUGCCCAAGUGUUCCACUGUGAACCAACCGCUGGACCACUGUGUAAAACUAUAGAGGCCGCUUGUAAGCUGCGGUACCAGAAGUGUUUGGAUGCCCACCCAACAACCCCAACCCCCAAACAAGCCACUGGCAAGACAAUAAGUGAAGCUCUCAAAUCCAGUGCUCACUCCGUUCAAACAAGUGUCAAAAUUGGGGCCCAGUCGGUGCAAGCUGGGGUGAAAACAGGGGCCCUUACUGUCCAAGCAGGGGUGAAAGCAGGACUUUCCAGUGUCCAUAGUGUGUUUUCACGGUUUAAAAGUAAAACAUUGAGUCCCAAGGAGGAAACUCCGACAGAAAGCUGAUGAUGAGAGCAGAUCUAUAGACCACAUACGCUCGGUGCUUGCUUCAGACAUAGUGUCCAGAAUAUGAUUGAAACACUUAAGUCUCCCACUAAGUAACCAUGGCGACAGCUGCUAGGGUGGUUUUCAGCCCCUGCCAAACACAGCCUGGCUGUUGUACAAGAAAAUGGAGGCGUUGUGCAUCAGACUUUCAUUGUUUAUAGAGAGGUUCCUGGCAUGUACUGCACAUGUUUUCUGUGGUCAGGUGACACUCUUUGUGAAGUAGCUAUAGAUAUGUGUUUAGACACUAUAGGUCAUAGGUUAAACUAAAUAUAGGUCAUAGGUCGGACAUGCCAAUCAAAAUGUCAUUAUUGUACAACAUCCAUUGUGAUUAUUACACUUUUACAUGAAAAUAUGAUAAUGCUUUUGAUUUUAAUGUGAUGAUGCAUUUAAGUGACACUAAUAUAUGAUGUGAAUGUUUCAAACAUUCACAUGACACUGAUUUAGUAUAUGAAUGGACCAAACAUUCGAUUGACAUUGAUUUUGAUUAAUAUUUUAACUAUGUGCUUGAUGCAUUGCAGUAUCAUACCAGGAGCAUUUUGAUGUGUGAAAUUUGUCAGUUGUGGAUACAAAAUUUUGUAAAAUCUGUAUCAUCAAGCUGUUUGUUACUAUAUUGUCUUUUAUUAAGAGUGUUACCAAAUUUUUUUUUUUUUUUCAUUAAACUUUGUCAUGAUUAUAAAUAUGUUAGAGUAGGACAUUGCGAUAUUUGAUUUUUGAAUUGCAAUAUUUACUUAACUCAUCAACUGACAUAAUGAUCAGCACUUGCACGGCACGGAUUAUGUGUCCUUCAUUGGCUAUGACUGCUAUUGGUUGUCAUGGUUACACCUGUCUUUGUGUGCAAUACCAGUCACUCGCAUCAUCAACUGUAGAAUUAUAACCAUUGACCAUCAUCGCCGUACCUGUAGCCCACUGUGUGUAUUGUGGUAGAGAUCAGCUUGUGUUCUGUAGCAUUACUCAUAGGUGAUCUGGUGACAUAAUCAGAUUCUCAGUAUCAUUUUAGAUAAAGUAUGAUUUAGAUUUUUGUGUUGUUAAUAGAUAUUUAAAAUUGUUUAAAUCUGAUGAUGAUGCAGGUUUGAGACAUUUUACACCACAGUAACAAUUAAAUUUUAAUUUCAUUUUUUCCUAAAUGAGGUAAUAAGACCAUUAUUUGCUAUUUACAAUGUUUUUAUAAGGUGUGAUUUAUUUACUUAGAAGAUCUGCAAUAUAAGAUCUUACGUUUAUUACUUUUGUUCUUGUGAUCAUGCUACCCUGAUAUGUUUUUUUAUGAAGAAAAAUAAAUAGAAUUACUUUUAAUUACCUGUUAAGAUGUUUUAUUAUGUUGUUGAGUCUUAUGUAAGACUUCUACGACAUGUUUUUUUUUUUUUUUUUUUUUUAUAAGCGUGAUAUUUCAAAACUUUACCCUUUGAAUGAUGGUAAAAUCUGAUUUAUUAUUUAGACAGAUAGGAAAGGAAAUCUUGUUGUGUUAGACUUGUAGUAAAGUUAGAUCUUGUUUACAAGGCUUCUAACUUUAACAUAAUCAUAUUUAAGUACAGCAUACAAACUUUUCCCUUUAAAAAAUAGGGAUUUUUUUCUGAAGAAAACUCCAAUAUAUAAUAAUCUCAUCAACUUAUGCAUGGUCACAUAUUUAUGCAAGCCAAUACUGUAUUUCUCUGUUUUCUACCAAAUAGCUGCAUUGUUAGUUAAUUUUUAACUGCUUUAGUUUAUUUUCAAACUACAAUGUAUUAAACUAGUUUAUACCUAUAUCCAGACCAGCUGCCUCGUAUAACUGUGUAUUUUUUAAAUAUGAGACAUAUAAAUAUAUAUAAGUAAGUUAUAAAUGAAGCAUUUAUUAUGAGGUAAAUGUAUUAGUUUGUGAUAAACUUGUUAUACCUAUCUAGUAUCAAGUAAAUGAUUAUUGAGACAUUUAUAUAUUAAUUGACUAGUCAAGAUCAAUUUGAGGAGUUAUCUCCCUUCAAUAUUCUAAAAAUAGUUUCUGUGAGACAAUCCUGUAUAAGGACAAUGAAUUAGAGUCCAACAUAACCAGAGGCUAUCUCCCCUUUCACUUCCUGUGCUGCAUUUAUUCACUUGUUAUUUACUCUGUAAAAUGAUUCAACAGCCGAGUAACUCUCUCCAACUGUUAAUUGUUCUUUAUAUUUGGUGGAAUUAAUCAUAUAUAAUGUUAUAUUUGUUGCAUUCCAGAUUGUGAUAAAAUCAUUUCAAGAGUUUUAUAUAAUGUUAAAUGUUCCAGAAUUGCAUGCGUACUUAAAUUGGCAAAUACAAAAUAAUAUUCUGAUUUUUAUUAAUAACUCUGUACAUAUCUGAAAUUAAACUGAUUUUAUCAGUAGUUAAACCUAAAAGUAAUAGAUGACAUCUUUAGUUAUGCAAAUAAAAACCUUGCUUCUUUGAAAUAUGAUUUGAACUUUGAUAGAAAUGCUCCUAUAACUAGUUAACAUUACCCUGCCGUAGGUACAGAUUUCUACCCCUGGUAUAUUGGUAUAUAGAUGGCCUUAAGCUUGUAGAAUAUUUGCCCUACCUUUUACACUAUCUGAUAUCUUCCAGUGUAUAGUGCCAUACCCUUGUUAUAUACUGUAUACAUAUACUGCUUUUAUUAUAUAUACAUUAUGUUGCCUUUGUACCUACAUUUUAUAUAUAAACAAGUCUUAUGUUCUGUUUGGUUUAAUAUGGAAUUUUAAAACUAUACCCCAACCUCUGUGUUGUGUAAACCAGAGGGUAUAGAUAAUAUUUGUUUUAAAAUAUUUAAACAAACACUCUUACUUCCUAUGUAAUUUUGUUUGUUUGUUUCAAAUUAAACUUAGAAUCUAUAAGGUUAUUUUAAUUAGUGUGCUUCCUUUAUCCAGCCAUAAUAAAAAUAUCACGGGGAAAUAUCUGCUUAACUCCACACUGUUGAAUUAUAAGUUAGGUCAGUAAUAUAUUGUUGUAAAAUUAGUGUAUUUAUGCAUACACUGUUCAAGUUUUGUUUUAACUAGAAAGAUAUUUUAAUGUUGAAUUAGACGCAGAGAUUUUUUUGUUUUGUUUUUUUUUGUUUUUUUGGACAAUUGAUUUUUUAAGGUUUUAAUACUUCAAAAUAUCAGAAUGAAGAAUUUUUUUCCCUUAAUGCAUGAAAAUGAGGACUUAUAUAAUUGAAGAUAAUGAAGAUUUUGUGAUAGGUUGAUAUGUAGAUGGUCUUGUAGUAACCAGCAAUGCUUAAAAAACCUACAUAGCAAUGACAUGUUUUGUUUAUUUGGACUGUUAAGCUUUAGAAAGUGUGAUUACAGUCCGGUAUUAUUGUUGUAUUUAUUAGUUAUACAAAAUAUCAAUUGUUAUGUAUACAUGUAUAUUACAUUAUCCAAGUAUAACUCUCAAAUAAAUGUGUAUUAAGUUAUAGGAGUAUUACUCUGUAAUUGUGUUUUAAGUUAUACAAGAUUUACUCUGUAAUAGUGUAUUACAUUAUAGGAGUAUCACUCUGUAAUAGUGUAUUACAUUAUAGGAGUAUCACUCUGUAAUAAUCUAUUACAUUAUACUAGUGUUACUCUGUAAUAGUGUAUUACAUUAUACUAGUAUUACUCUGUAAUAGUGUAUUACAUUAUACUAGUGUUACUCUGUAAUAUUGUAUUACAGUAUAGGAGUAUCACUCUGUAAUUGUGUUUUAAGUUAUACAAGAUUU
This is a messenger RNA of Pecten maximus, 6601 nucleotides long. RefSeq names its product protein Fe65 homolog. Gene Ontology annotation, biological process: regulation of DNA-templated transcription. Gene Ontology annotation, cellular component: cytoplasm; nucleus. The transcript is spliced from 17 exons. The coding region runs from base 379 to 2922 and encodes 847 amino acids. Gene Ontology annotation, molecular function: amyloid-beta binding; transcription factor binding. The record is from RefSeq and is a predicted model, not a curated record. Lineage: Eukaryota; Metazoa; Mollusca; Bivalvia; Pectinida; Pectinidae.